Messenger RNA from Dentiscutata erythropus, 170 nucleotides. Lineage: Eukaryota; Fungi; Glomeromycota; Glomeromycetes; Diversisporales; Gigasporaceae. The record is from the annotation of a GenBank genome assembly.
ACCAAGUCACUUCAUUAACACGACAAGAGAUUCAAAAUUUGUUUGAAGAAUUUCUUAAGAAUAUAAUAAGACCAGAAUCAGACAUAUAUAGUAAAGAUGAGCAAACCCAAGACAGAGGUUGGUCAACUCAAGGCCAAUCAAAUAGAGAUCGAUCAAGAUCUCAAGACUGA